UUCGGCGAGUUGCUUGAAAAGCCUUCAACCAGCUCUGCUAAUAAUAAAACGAGAAAAAAAGGAAAACGCGAAUAUUUUUCCCUUGAAAUUUGGCCACACUGAUUCAAUCAUCAAACUCCAGCAACAGAGUAUUAAUAAAAGAAAAUACAGCCAAAAAAAAAACAUGACUGCCAAAUUGAGUAUGCCAAGAGCCUCCAUGACAGGGCUUCUGAUGGUCGUGGCUCUGGUUUUGUGCACAUGCCAACUGGAAACAACAGAAGCCCAAACAUUCCACUACAGUCGGGGCUGGACAAACGGGAAACGAGCCUCAACUUCCGGCUUCCGGCUCUUCAAUAACAGACCCCAACAAGUGGCCUCGUCUGUCAAUCGGCAUUUCUCAAACGAAGAAUACCCCUUCGAUGAAAUCAAUACCUCCGACGACCGAGUAAUGGAAGACUUCAGGAACCCAGCAAUUGGAUCUCUUCUCUUCCAGGAAACAACUUGCAUGGUGAAGUUGGAUGAGUGCCAAAGACGAUUGGACGACCAGCACAAUAAGGCAAACUUCGAUGCCCUGGAAUCCAGAACUUCUUCCGGAAACAUCCAUAAAUCAACGUAAAAAAGAAAAUUUGUGAAAAAGAAGAAAACCGUCGGGGAAAAAAUGAGCAAUUUUGCGCACAACGAAAAGCAAUUCUUUUUUUCUUCAAGGAAUGUGAAACUUGCCGCAUUUGCUGAUCCUCCCAAUUUUCAUUCCAUAUGCUGUAAAAUGGUAUACUUAUUAUAUAGAGGGCAUAUGUGAACUGCGGGGUUUUCUGGCUUUCUUGACGAAAUUCUCGUCUUCUUCCUGGGAAAUUGUGCAUGGAAUAAAAUGCAGAAUGCAAUGUUGGAUGCUUCUAUAAGGCCUUGAUUGAACCCACAUAUCCGGGAAUGUAUGACAAAUAAAGUCUGAUGAUGACCUCGUCUGGGAAUAAGUGUCAUCGUUCGAGAACAGGUCGCGAAUAAAGUUCUGUAUAUGACACGAG
This is a messenger RNA of Notodromas monacha, 998 nucleotides long. NCBI's taxonomy places the organism in Eukaryota, Metazoa, Arthropoda, Ostracoda, Podocopida, Cyprididae. The record is from the annotation of a GenBank genome assembly.